CUCCGAGGCUAAGAUCCGAGGCAUCAGAAGUGGACACUCUUCCUCCAUACAACACCUAACUCUUGAACAUGGGACAGUUCACCCUAUCAUUCCAUCAAUAAGCUCUAUUCAGUACGAUGAACGAAUCUUAUGAACCGAUUGCAUCCACCUAAGAACUUGGACGAACCCAUCUAUCCCUUGAUAGUCAACAGAGCCUCAUAAGCUCUCGGGUCUCAUGGGCCCGACACCAUAGCAUCCAUAAAACAAGCUGCGGCGUACUCGCGCUGGGGGGCGACGACGACGAACCCAAACGGCCAGGAAUUCGUCCCUCUGAAAAAUGGCGGCCCAGUCGACGCUACGCCAUUCCGCGGCGGAGGAGGCCAUUGCCGCCUUCAUCGACAAGUACUCCAACUUGGUUCGGACAAAGCUGCGCAACACGUCCCGUACCACUCGUCUGCUGGCGACCCUUUCUCUCGCCAUUUCCAUCAUCGCCGGAGCGGCUGGGGGGAGACGUUGGUGGAAGAAGAGGAGGGAGGAGAGGGAACAGGGUCGUAAACUCGUCCGCACCAACUCCUCGCUCUUCAACAAGGACGGCUCGCGCACCAUCUACGUUCCCUACAAAGAUGGAACCUCCAAGGUCGUCAUUCAAAACACCAAGCCGAUGACGUUUGAUGCCCACCGCCGACUCUUCCUGAACCCGCCGCGGGUUUCUGGCCUCGGCGACGGGACGGUGCCUUCUGCUCAGACCAAGCCUGGUCUGAACUUGGCCUUCCUUCACCAGUUCCUGAGCCUCAUGAGCAUCAUGAUUCCGAGGUGGUCGAGUAAAGAGGCCGGUCUUCUCCUCAGCCACGGCAUGUUCCUCUUGCUUCGGACGUACCUGUCGCUAGUGGUCGCCCGUCUCGACGGCGAGAUUGUGCGGGACCUGGUGGCAGGCCAGGGGAAGAAUUUCAUCUGGGGGCUCAUCAAGUGGUGCGGUCUCGGCGGAUUCGCCUCGUACACAAACGCCAUGAUCAAAUUCCUCGAGUCCAAAGUCUCCAUCGCCUUCCGGACUCGUCUUACCCGCUAUAUCCACGACCUGUACUUGAACGACAAUCUGAAUUACUACAAGCUGAGCAACCUAGACGGUGGUGUGGGGCAAGGAGCCGACCAAUUCAUCACCCAGGACCUGACGCUCUUCUGCGCCGCCGCCGCGAAUCUGUACUCGUCCCUGGGCAAGCCGUUCGUCGAUCUCUGCGUGUUCAACUACCAGCUCUACCGCUCGCUAGGUCCGCUCGCCUUCAUGGGCCUGACGAGCAAUUACUUCCUGACAGCCAGCAUCCUUCGCCGGCUCUCCCCUCCGUUUGGGAAACUCAAGGCCGUCGAGGGCCGUAAGGAGGGAGACUUCCGGAGCCUACACGCCCGUCUGAUUGCCAAUGCCGAGGAGGUGGCGUUCUACGGCGGUGCCGAUAUGGAGAAGCAAUUCCUCAACAAGGAGUUCAAGUCGCUUAAAAGCUGGAUGGAAGGCAUCUACAUGCUGAAGAUUCGGUACAACAUGCUGGAGGACUUUGUCCUCAAGUACAGCUGGAGCGCCUACGGCUACCUGCUCUCGUCGCUACCCGUCUUCCUCCCCGCCUGGGGCGGGCAGGGCGGGCAGCAAGAAAUGGCGCAGAGGUCCGGAAAGGGAGGACGCGAGAGGGGUCGGAUGAAGUCGUUCAUCACCAACAAGCGGCUCAUGCUGUCGCUUGCGGACGCCGGCGGCAGGAUGAUGUACUCGAUCAAGGACCUUUCCGAGCUCGCAGGGUACACCAGCCGGGUAUAUACCCUUAUUUCGACCCUCCACCGAGUCCAUGCCAACGCCUACCACCUCCGCGGGCAGCAGAGCGAACUGUAUUCUCUGUCCGACGUGCAGGGAACGAUCCAGAAGGGCUUCGACGGUGUCAGGUUCGAGAACGUCCCUGUCGUGGCGCCGUCUCUGUGGCCUCAGGGAGGAGAAGAACUCCUCGAGUCGCUGUCCAUGGUGAUCCGGAGGGGAGAGCAUCUCUUGAUCUCUGGAAGCAACGGCGUUGGCAAGAGCGCGAUAGCGCGGAUCCUGGCCGGGCUGUGGCCGGUGUACCGUGGCCUCGUCAGCCGACCCAAAGAUAUCGGGCAGGACGGGAUCAUGUUCCUGCCCCAGCGACCGUAUCUCAGCAUCGGAACGCUCCGGGACCAGGUCAUCUACCCGGACGGGCACGGCGACAUGCGGGAGAAGCGCAAGACGGAGGACGACCUGAAGCGGAUCCUGGAGGAGGCGCGGCUGGGAUACCUGCCGGACCGCGAGGGUGGCUGGGAUACCCGCAAGGAGUGGAAGGACGUGCUCAGCGGCGGCGAGAAGCAGAGGAUGGGGUUCGCGAGGGUGCUGUACCACGAGCCGCACUAUGCCAUCAUCGACGAGGGCACCAGCGCCGUGUCGAGCGACGUCGAGGGUCACCUGUACGAGACGUGCAAGGAGAAGGGCAUUACCUUGAUCACCAUCUCGACCCGGGCAUCCCUCAAGCGGUACCACACGUUCAACCUCAUCCUGGGCGGGGGCGAGAACGGAGAUGAGUGGGAGUUUGAGAGGAUCGGCACAGAGCGGGAGAAGCUGCAGGUGGAAAAGGAGCUGCAGGAUCUCCGUGAGAGGCUGGCACAGGUCGAGACGUGGAAGGCCAGGAAGGACGAGAUCGAGAGGGAGCUGGCGCAGGUUUGGGUCGACGGCGGUGAUUCGUUGAAUCCGCCUCCCUAUGUCGAGAGCAAGGAGGACAAGGGGGAAGAGGUUGAGGAGAAAGGCAAGGACGUGGUGACGAUGGGAGAAGAAACCCAGCAGGUCCAGGCAGAGGAGGUUGAUACGAAGGAGGAAUAAGGGAUUUCCUUUUCCAUUUCGAAGCCAUUCACAUAUAUAUAUAUGUCUUGACGAGAUAGCGGCUAUUCCCCCAUAACAUGGACAUUUUUGUUAGAUCGCUUGGUUUUGCUUGCAACACAAUACAACCUCGUCAAUAUCAACGAACAGCUGGGGGGAGGCC
This is a messenger RNA of Sodiomyces alkalinus F11, 2996 nucleotides long. Its product is annotated as peroxisomal long-chain fatty acid import protein. Gene Ontology annotation, biological process: very long-chain fatty acid catabolic process; peroxisome organization; fatty acid beta-oxidation. Gene Ontology annotation, cellular component: peroxisomal membrane. Gene Ontology annotation, molecular function: ATP binding; ATP hydrolysis activity; long-chain fatty acid transmembrane transporter activity. The transcript is spliced from 4 exons. The coding region runs from base 317 to 2836 and encodes 839 amino acids. The record is from RefSeq and is a predicted model, not a curated record. Lineage: Eukaryota; Fungi; Ascomycota; Sordariomycetes; Glomerellales; Plectosphaerellaceae.